Dentiscutata heterogama is the source of this 126-nucleotide messenger RNA. Lineage: Eukaryota; Fungi; Glomeromycota; Glomeromycetes; Diversisporales; Gigasporaceae. The record is from the annotation of a GenBank genome assembly.
AAAUUGGAAAAAUCAUUGCUGCUAUUGUCAUCAGUGAUGUCAUUGGUAUCAGUGGUAUCGUUAAUAUCAGUGGUAUCGUUUGUGUCAGUGGUAUCAUUGUUAUUAGUAGUGUCAUUUGUGUCGUUA